AUGAGGCGCACAGGAGGUGGGGCAGCCGACAGCUUGCCAGCAUUGUCGGCUUUAGAUAAAAGAUUAGUGGCGGUGAUGGGCGGGCUAGACUUCGCUGCUGGCGAUCAAAAUUUAAGGGUGAAUCCAUUUUCUGAAUUGGUUAGUGCAGCUCAGGAAACGAGGUCUUUUAGACCAGCCGUCGAGUCUUCUGUUAUUAGUGAAGAUUCAGAUAUGCAGCACAGUAUGCAAUCUAUAACAGAAGACCCUGGCCCCUUUACGCAUACCUCGAACAACAGUCACAAUGCCUGCAUCAUCCACCCCGCUUCCAAGCAACAUACCCAGACCAAGCCGGCGUGUUGUGAGAACCGUUAA
Arctia plantaginis is the source of this 351-nucleotide messenger RNA. Lineage: Eukaryota; Metazoa; Arthropoda; Insecta; Lepidoptera; Erebidae. The record is from the annotation of a GenBank genome assembly.